Pleurotus ostreatus (oyster mushroom) is the source of this 1023-nucleotide messenger RNA. RefSeq lists its product as uncharacterized. The record is from RefSeq and is a predicted model, not a curated record. The transcript is spliced from 5 exons. NCBI's taxonomy places the organism in Eukaryota, Fungi, Basidiomycota, Agaricomycetes, Agaricales, Pleurotaceae. The coding region runs from base 1 to 1023 and encodes 340 amino acids.
AUGCCAAAGGUAAAAAGCCACCAUGAUUAUUUCAAUGAGCAGGCAAUAGCAUGCCAACUCAGACAAUUUGCCGGAGGAAAGGAAAUAGAUCUCCCUCUAUCUUGGCGCGCAGUAGCAGUUGGCCAGAUUGGUAAUGUUUUGCGCCGCGCUUAUCAAAACAUUGGCAAAUUAAAUACUGCCUUGCAUAAACAGCGCACAGUGCUCCUUCAAGAUGUGAAGCUUGGGCGGAUGACCAAGGCCACUGUGGUUGUAUCAAGAGAUAAAAAGCCCUUGAUCAUAUAUCUCCCCCACGCUGUUGCAAAACAUGUAGAGCGAAAAGCAAUGGUGGCCACCUUGGGCAUUGAUACCAUCCUAGCAAAAGGAAUGAAAUCCAAAGGCAAUUGGCGUAGUCGCCGAGAAAGAUUCAAACCUUAUGGUAAAUUGCCUAUUGGCCAGGAGGCUUUUUCGGGUGGCUGGUAUGCUCAAGGACAUGCAAACAGCAAUGCUCUUCCACGCCCAUCAGUGAGCCUCCGUAGCGCUAAGAACUCAGGUGCUACGGAGCGGUGGCUCAAAGAAACUGCAACUCUCAACAAGAGCAUCAACCUCAUUAUGGGAGCAGUGCAUCCAGACUCCUAUUGUGCUGGAGUCAAAGCAUUGAAUGGUAUGCGCACCAGGGCUCUGCCAGAUGAUGUUAAAUGGGUGGAACUUUGGCAGCCAGUGGCAACAGCUAUGGCCGUUGUCUCCAAUGGCACAAGCCUGGCACAUUUUGACUACAAGGGUGAUGUCAAACAAUUUGACGCAUUGACUAACCUUGGUGCAGACCAGGUUGAGCUUGGGUUUCCAGACCUGGGUGGUAACUUCCACUAUCAUGGUGGUUCAGUGGUUCUCUUCUCUGGGAGGCUCUUCAAGCAUGAAGUGAAGGAUUGGGUGGUGGGGGAGAGGAUUGGAUAUGCAUAUUUUAUGUGUGCAGAAGUUCAAAAGGCAUUUAGGGAAAGGGCGGUGGGUUGGGCUUGUAUGCCUAGGAAGUGGGGCAAGACAAAGUAG